Messenger RNA from Toxotes jaculatrix (banded archerfish), 7004 nucleotides. RefSeq names its product FERM domain containing 4A (gene frmd4a). Gene Ontology annotation, cellular component: bicellular tight junction; adherens junction; cytoskeleton. The coding region runs from base 199 to 3399 and encodes 1066 amino acids. NCBI's taxonomy places the organism in Eukaryota, Metazoa, Chordata, Actinopteri, Toxotidae. The transcript is spliced from 25 exons. Gene Ontology annotation, biological process: establishment of epithelial cell polarity. The record is from RefSeq and is a predicted model, not a curated record.
CGAGGCACAUAGGACCGGCGUGGGGCUGCUACACCCACACACACGCUCACAACACACAAGCUUCUUUCCUCGUACAGACCCACGCGCAAGCUCGCGUGAAUCCCAGCUGCCAGGCUGGACGGGACAGCGAGGACACCCACCUCACACACUCGCACACAUGCUCACACACCUACGGACACACACACUCUGGAGCGUACUAUGGUGGUCCAAGGUGCGGUGACACCCGGGAGAACCCGCCGGCUGAUGCUUAAGCUGCCGGUAGGGACUCUUCGGAGGAACAGUGGAGAGAGGAUGACAGAGGGGAGGCGAUGUCAGGUCCAUCUCCUGGACGACAGGAAACUGGAGCUCCUUGUACAGCCCAAACUGAUGGCUAAGGAUUUGCUGGACCUUGUGGCCUCUCACUUCAACCUCAAGGAGAAGGAGUACUUUGGAAUUGCAUACACGGAUGAAACGGGCCAUUUUAGUUGGCUGCAACUGGACCGCAGGGUAUUAGAACAUGAGUUCCCCAAGAAGUCUGGACCUAUUGUCCUCUACUUCUGUGUCAGAUUCUACAUAGAGAGUAUAUCCUACCUGAAGGACAAUGCCACUAUUGAGCUGUUUUUUCUUAAUGCCAAGUCCAUCAUCUACAAGGAGCUUAUUGAAGUGGACAGUGAGGUCGUCUUCGAACUGGCCUCCUAUAUUCUUCAAGAGGCAAAAGGUGAUUUCACCAGUAAUGAUGCAACCAGGUCUGACCUGAAAAAGCUGCCUGCUCUGCCCACCCAGGCCCUAAAGGAGCACCCUUCUCUGGCUUACUGUGAAGACCGGGUCAUAGAGCAUUACAAGAAGCUCAGUGGACAGUCCAGAGGGCAAGCUAUUGUAAAUUAUAUGAGCAUUGUAGAGUCUCUGCCGACAUAUGGAGUACAUUACUAUGCUGUAAAGGACAAGCAGGGCAUCCCAUGGUGGUUGGGUUUGAGCUAUAAAGGCAUCUUUCAGUAUGACCACCAGGACAAGGUCAAGCCCAGGAAGGUGUUCCAAUGGCGUCAGUUGGAGAACCUCUACUUCAGAGAGAAGAAGUUUUCAGUGGAAGUUCAUGACCCCAGGAGUAGGGCGUCGGUGACAAGAAGGACGUUUGGCCACAGUGGCAUCGCUGUGCAUACUUGGUACGCCUGUCCUGCCCUCAUCAAGUCCAUCUGGGCCAUGGCCAUCAGCCAACACCAGUUCUACCUGGACCGCAAGCAGAGCAAGUCAAAGAUCCAUGCAGCGCGGAGUUUGAGUGAGAUUGCGAUAGACCUUACAGAAACAGGAACUCUGAAGACCUCCAAACUGGCCAACAUGGGCAGCAAGGGCAAGAUUAUCAGUGGCAGCAGUGGCAGUCUUCUCUCCUCAGGCUCUCAGGAAUCGGACAGUUCCCAGACAGCUAAGAAGGACAUGCUGGCAGCGCUGAGGGCCAGGCAGGAAGCUCUGGAGGAAACGCUAAGACAGAGACUAGAGGAACUGAAGAGCAUCUGCAUCAGAGAGGCGGAGCUGACAGGAAAGCUCCCUAAGGAAUAUCCUCUGGAUCCGGGAGAGGAGCCGCCCACAGUGAGACGAAAGAUUGGGACCGCCUUCAAACUGGACGAGCAGAAAAUUCUUCCUAAGGGAGAGGAGGAGGAGCUGGAGCGGUUGGAGCGGGAGUUCGCCAUUCAGUCCCAGAUUACAGAGGCAGCCAGGCGUCUUGCCAGCGAUCCUCACGUAAGCAGUAAGAAGCUGAAGAAACAGAGGAAGACUUCUUAUCUGAACGCACUGAAGAAGCUCCAGGAAAUUGAGAACUCUAUCAACGAGUACCGGGUCCGCUCUGGCAAGAAGCCUACGCAGAGAGCGUCACUUAUCAUAGAAGAAGCCAAUAUUGGUUCUGAAGACAGCUCACUGUCUGACGCACUGGUCUUGGAUGAUGAUGACCCUCAAGUUACAGGUACCCCCACCUUCUCUCCAGUAGCAUCACCUCACAAGGGCCUCCCUCCUCGGCCACCGUCUCACAGUCGGCCCCCUCCGCCGCAGUCCCUGGAUGGCCUGCGACACCUGCACUACACACGCUCUGACUACGAUAAAUCGCCCAUCAAACCCAAGAUGUGGAGCGAAUCGUCACUGGAUGAGCCCUAUGAAAAAGUCAAGAAACGCUCCUCUCACUCCAGUCACAGGCGUUUCCCCAGUUCUGGCAGUGCAGAAGCAGGAGGUAGUAACUCUCUGCAGAGUAGCCCCAUCAGGAGCCUCCCUCACUGGAAUUCUCAGUCCAGCAUGCCAUCAACCCCAGACCUGAGGUCCAGGACCCCACACUAUGUACAUUCCACUAGGUCAGUGGACAUCAGUCCCACACGUCUGCACAGUCUCGCUCAGCACUUUAGGAACCGCAGCUCCAGCCUUGAGUCCCAGGGCAAACUGUUGGCGUCCGACCCCGACGCACACCCACACGCCCUGGGAACGCUGGGCAGCCCUGACUUCUUCCUGGGCCCAGGACGCAACUCCAAUGGCUCUGACCCACUGGACGACUGUUCAUCCUGCACCAGCCAAAGCAGCUCAGAGCAUUACUACCCCUCUGGUGGACCCCCCGGCAGCAACCCCAACUACUCUACUCUGGGAGAAGACUCACCCUCCAAAGCCAGGCAGAGGCAGAGGCAAAGGCACAGGUCUGCAGGUCACCUGGGUUCUUCUAACUCUGGCUCCAUGCCAAACCUGGCAGCUAAGAACGGCUCUGGUGGAGGCUCAGCUGGAGGCGGGAUGGGAGGGGGACACCAUGGAGUUUACCUCCACAGCCAGAGCCAGCCCUCCUCUCAGUACCGCAUCAAGGAGUACCCGCUAUACGUGGAGGGCAGCCCCAACCCCGUGGUGGUGCGCAGCCUGGAGAGCGAUCAGGAGGGCCACUACAGCGUGAAGGCCCAGUUCAAGACCUCCAGCUCCUACACGGCAGGGGGACUGUACAAAGAGGCCUGGGGGGGAGAGGAGGGAGGAGAGGGGAGUGGCCGACUCACGCCGUCACGCUCUCAGAUCGUACGGACUCCGUCAUUGGGGCGAGAGGGUGGUGGUGGAGGAGGAGGGGGGAGGGCAGCAGUGUCUGAAGAGCUGCGAUGCUGGUACCAGAGGUCCUCAGGGAGCCUGAAGGAGAGGAGUCACUCACAUUCAGGGUCCACUUCCUCCGAGACGGGGUCACAGCAAGGCACUCUGGGACACGGACGAGGGAGUAGAGUAGGGACAUUCGCCAAGGGCUCACCGGCUGCGUCCCCUCACAGCCAGAGGAGUAUGACGCCCUCCAGUGAACACGCAGCCACACCCACACCCCCCUGUAGCCCCCAGCACAUCCUCAACUGGCAGAGCGGAGGCACAGCAGACUGCUCUCCUACUGAGGACGUCUGUCAGUCUCCCCCUCAGCCCAGCUCUGAUGCAUAGAGGUCUUUCAGUGACAGCUGUUUUCUCAGCAGCCCCCUGUGUUCAGAGCUGGCAGAUGUGCAGUGGUACGGACGCGACAAGGCCAAACCUGGAACCCUGGUCUGAGACCUUCCUUUAGGGGCCCGGAAAAGUCCCCAUUGCCCUCUCCUACUGCCUCUCCACUGUCCCUCACUGCUACCCAUCGACAACCAACAACCUCAUCCUUGAAGCCCUACAAAAACCCUGCCCCGACCGGACUGGUAGACUGGACAUGAGCCUUCCUCCUCCCUAUAUCCCGCCCUUUCAUCCAUCUCACCACCUCUUUAUUAUGCCCCCCUCUAUCACAGCUCAGCCGGACAGGAACACACUCACUGGGCUCUGAUAAGGGCUGAUUUUACAGGACAGACUGAGAAAUGCCACCUCAGCUGUUGAACUGUUGCCCUGCAGCACCGCAGAGCCCUUUCUUUACUCACCCUCUGCAGCGCAUGUGACAGGACAAAGGGAAGUGAUGGGAAAAGAGAGAGAGAGAGAGAGAGAGCACAGAAAAAUAUCAAACACACAACUCAAACACAACAAAAUCAACAUCAGCCAUUCCAGGAUCUGUUUCAUAUCUCAUCUUUGGUCUCCACCCCCGCCCCCACAGCCUCACUAACUCCAGUGCACUGCCACCCAAUCAGAUGAUAACCUGCUGGAUUUGAGCCACCAGUUUAAAACCCAUUUCCAGGCCCAAACGAACUGUGUUGGAUUUCAUCAUUCCCAUCAAUGUUGUCUUUUUCCUUUAUUUCUCGCUGCAUAUUUAUAAGAAGAGAAGAUGACACAAACUUUUCAAAAAAACAAAACAAAACAAAUCUGGAUUAACCAACAUUUAGAUGACAAAUUCAGCUCCUCUCAGUUUUAACCCACAACCAAAGACAACUGCCAGAUUGACUGGUCACACCAGGGUCCCUUGGGCUGGUGCCCCUGCAGAAAAGUGACUUGUCAGUCAACUGUAUGAGAGAGAAUUCACAGUGAUGACAUCGGGAUGGUUUCUGGGACUCUGUCUGGGAUCUUGAUGAGGACUAUAGCAAUAACAAACAUUGUACAAGUAUAUGAACUGGUUUGAAUCUUCAGAGUGAAUUGAAGCAGGCAUUUCGCCAUGUUCUCUGCCUUUUGAUGCUUAGAGUAAAGGAUCAUUAGUGCAUCACAGGGAGAAUAUGGAGUUGUGGUUUUGGGGUUUGGCGUUAAUCUAUGCUUUCUCCAGUGACUUCAUCAUUCAUUUUUAUUUAAUGUCUUUGGUCUUUACGAGAUUUCUCUGUCCAUAACAGUUUGUUUGGCCGUGUGGUGGAUUACGAACAGUUCUUGAGCCAGAGUGUGGAGGGUCGGGUCAAAGGGUCAUUGUCUUUUUUUUUUUUUUUUUUUUUAACAUGGCCACACACACAGUCACAGUUACAUUCAUUACAUUUCAUCCACCUCAUAUUUUUCAUUUUCAGCCCUGACAGUAAAAGAUGAUUGGCUGUUGACACCCAUUGACAUUACUUGUAGUUUGAUUUAGAGCCUGUUCCGUGAUAAAUCUCUACAGUGAAUCUUUUUUGUUUUGUUUUGUUUUCAUCACUAGCGUCUCUUCUUUGCCUUUGAUCUUGGUUUCUCGGUUCACAUCAUGCUGAUGAUGUAUCUGUCAGUCCCUUUGUAGCACUGUGUUCUCUCAUCUUUCUGUCCGAUUCUUCAGCAUUAGAAGAGCAUCCCAGCUGAACGCAGACAGUCUGAGCUCAAUGCUGGGCGGAACGCACGCUGACAGUCAGAACACUUACAUUCAUGGGCACACAUGAGUACUAAUAUAUUUGUGCCAAACAUGUUGGUGCUUUACAUGUGUACUGUAUUCAGCCCUGGAGCAGUGACUCCUUCGAGCUACAGACCCCUUGAAAUCCCCACAGUCUACAGCCAUUCUCUAAAACAGCAGCAAUGCAGAGUAGCCAGAAGACACCUCGCAUGCUCCUCUAUAAUUUGGCAUCAGGGGGAAAUUGUUGUUAGUCAGUCUUACUUUGGUCUUAAAGCACAACAUGAACAGUGUCUAUGAGGACUGGAGCUAGAACCACAGAUGAGGCUUUAAAUUAUAGUUUUGUUUUUUUUGUUUUUUACAGUAUAUGGACAUGGAUGAGUUAAUAAUUAAUACCCCGUUGUCAGGGCAGAAGAGAAGCCAUAAUCAGAACUGAGAAACCUCCUCUGAAAUGGAGAGGAUUAUUUUCUCACGCAACCCAAUCAACAAUCAGAUAUUCAGAACAGGGUUAGAAAAGCACACCUGGUUUUGUAUAAAGGAAGUAGAGCUCUGCAUGUUUUAGCUGUCCCUGAAUCAUCUUCCCUCGACAUGUGUUUAUGUUGCAAACUAAUGCUUGCCAUUGUUUCAUUGUUGCACAAAAUCUGAAUUGAUCAGAUGUUAAUUUUAAUAAGAUCGUGACAGAUUUUACAUCUCAGUGACAGAGAGGAGUGGAGUCUCAUUGCACCAUUACGUCUGGACGAAUGGUGUAUCAUGCUGUAAUGCAUGGGAGGAAUGGUAUGUAUCUUACCCUGUCCCUCACAGUGGUGUUUUCUUUAUGCACUGACGUCAGUAGUUGUAAUUUUCCACUCCCAUGCCCCCUGUGCAUGGCUGGUUCUCCAAGAGUCAUCCAUCCAUGCCUGGUCAGAUUUGAAAGGUCUUUACCCAGGACUGGAACCAGCACUCACCAUCUAAUCAGAAUUCUUAACUGUAAUGUCUUCAAGUUUGACCCAGCUUUUCUCACUGAAAGUCUGUGCCCAGAUUUUGUACGCUAAAGACACAAUUCCCAUGCAUGCCAUGCAGAUCCAGUGACAAAGACCCUGAAGACAUCCAGCAUUCGAUUCCUAUACACUAACAUUAGCACGUCUUGCUCCAUAGUGUCGCCCCGUCCCCGCCCCAGAGAGUCCUGUUUUGACCUUGUGGUAAUCUCUGACCCUGACGUGGUGAAGUGUGACGUCCCCUCCCUCUGUAGUUCCAAACACCCCAUGUUUUCUGUGCUCCAUAGAGAUGUUUGAGGUUUUUGUAAUACUCCAAGAGAAGUGAACUAACUCUUUUAUCAGUCUUUUCCUGUAAGUACGGAGGGGCACUGUAAGGUUUUGUGGAGUUUUUAACAUUCACAUUCAUUGUUUUAACAAUGUUCCAUUUUAUAAGACCCAGUAUUGUUUUUUUUUUUUUGUUUUUUUUUAGUUCUGACAUUGUAACAACCCUUUCAGGUGCUACAAAAUGACCAGUUACUGCUUUGUCACGUAGGAUCUAGACAUCUCUUCACUGUUAUCAAUAGAUUCAAUACCAGAUGUGCAAAAUGAAGCUUAUUUUAACAGACAGUUUAAUAGUAGAACACUUCCCCUACCAGACAAUAGAGCAUGUAACUUGAUUUUAUCAGUUCUGUUCAACUGUAACAAUACAUUAAAGGUGUUGUAGAAAAAAAAAUGUGGAAUUGAUAAAAAAAAAACUGAAUUCCACAGUUAAUUUAUUCUUUUUUCUAUUAAAAAUUUGUAUAGUAACUUUACAUUUUUCAAAACUGUGUUGUUGGAAAUUGAUGAUGAAUUUUCAAGAUGAGAAGCCGUGGUGGUUCUUGAGAGUAAGAAAAAUAAAUUAUUGAUGAAUGUUCUCAAGA